AGUAUUAAGGUCUAUACAAACCAUUUUGUUCAUGAAUUAAUAAUAAUAAUAAUAAUAAUAAUAAUAAUAAAUUGCUUUCCCCGUGUUUUAGGGAAGCGUUUGAAGACGAAGGCAUUCAUUUUUGUUCUUGAAAAAAAAAAUGAGAGAAGAAGAAGAAGGUGCCCGAGCACGACGGCCGGCACGUGAAUUUUGUUUCUCCGUCAAAACGACAACAUGCAACGCACGUCCCAUUUUCUUCUCCCGGUCGUCCACCCAAACUAAAUUCCGGGAAUCCAACAUCGAUCCCCGAUGUUGUUCGUGGAUUCAUUGAUUUAGUGCAAUCAAUAUGGUUCGAGAGGAGCAGUUAAGCGUGCGGAAAACCAGAUCCUUCAAUUUGCGCAAAAUAUUUGACAGACAUAAUAAUUUGUCUCCCGAGAAGGGCAAAGAGGAGGCCGCCAGGGAGAACAAGCUACAGGCUGCCAGGAAUGACGUUGUUCAGCAAGUGUCGCCCGUUUCUCUAUGGCCGAUGGACGACGAUGGUGGUGGCUGCAGGAGUGAAAGGCGUAUUUCAGAUAUGGAAGUGAUGAAGGAAAAAUUUUCGAAACUGCUUCUGGGAGAGGACAAUUCAGGUGGAGGGAAGGGUGUUUCUUCAGCUCAGGCCCUUUCCAACGCCAUCACGAAUCUCGCCGCUUCUGUUUUUGGAGAACAAAGACGGUUAGAACCAAUGGAUCCUGAGAGGAAGGCGAGAUGGAAAAAGGAAAUCGAUUGGUUUUUAUCUGUUUCGAAUUACAUUGUUGAAUUCGUUCCUUGUCAACAAAAAUCAAAAGACGGAUCGAAUAUGGAGGUAAUGACAACACAACAACGGCGAGACCUUCGGAUGAACAUUCCGGCGCUUCGCAAGCUCGACAGAAUGCUCCUGGAAAUUCUCGACAACUUCACCGAGGAGCAAGAAUUCAAGUAUGUUUCCAGAGAUGCAGAUAAGUCCAAAGAAGGAGGACAAUCGAAUGACAAAUGGUGGUUGCCUAGAGUGAAGGUUCCUGUGGGAGGCCUUUCCGAAGAAUCGCGACAGUUCCUGCUGAAGCAGAAGGAAGGUACAAUUCAAGUCCUGAAAACAUCAAUGGCAAUCAAUGGUCAAAUCCUCUCCGACAUGGAUGUCCCCUACAAUUACAUUGAAUCCCUCCCUAAGAAUGGAAGAGAAAGCCUGGGCGACUUGAUCUACAGAAGCAUCACCGAUGAGUGCUUCGAUCCGAUGGAAUUCCUUUCGGGUGUGGACUUUUCAUCGGAGCACAAAGUUGUCGACCUGAAGAACAGGAUAGAAGCAUCCAUUGUUAUAUGGAAAAGGAAGAUGCACCACAAGGAAGGAAAAUCUUCUUGGAUAGGCUUCGAGCGGCGAGAGAUUUUUGAAGAAAGAGCUGAGACAAUCUUACUCCUGAUCAAACAGCAGUUCCCGGGGAUUUCCCAAUCCUCACUCGAAAUAUGCAAAAUUCAGUACAACAGAGAUGUAGGCUUGGCCAUAAUGGAGAGCUAUUCCAGAGUGCUCGAAACCUUGGCGAGCACGGUGUUGUCUCGAAUUCAGGAUGUCCUGAAUGCUGAUGCUCUUGCUGGAGAUCGUUUGCUUGCUCGCCAGAAGUCGGGGGAUUUAUCUCCAUCCCCGACAUUGAGUGACAUUUCAAGCUCUGCUUCCAGUGGUUCGGAGAGGUGUAGCUCGGCUGCAGGGACCCCGUCUUCUUCGAAGACGCCGACGCUGCUGGAUUUUAUUGGGUGGGAUCUGGAAAUACCUCAGGAAGUGAAUAAGAAGGAAAAGAUGGUUACAAAACCUGCUAAUAUUAACACCAACAAGAAGGUGUCUUACCUUGAGAAGAUCGAGAUGAGCAUGUUGACAAGUCCUACGGCUCGCCAUUGAAAUUUUGAAUGAAGCCAUAGAAGAGGUGUAGUUUUAUUAUUCAGCAAGGCUGCUCUGCUCUGCUCUUCCUUCCGUGUUGAUGGCGGAUAGAGAAGUUUGCAAGUGAAUUUUCGUUCAGUUAUGGUUUUUAGGGAUUGCAGAUGAUUGCCAUUGUUACAGUGACAGUGCUAAGUGAAUGCUGUAAUUUGUGUUAAUGGGCUGUGAUGAAUGUAGGUAUUCAAGAUUGAUUAGCUUAUGGGAAUAAUUUCUAUUCUAGUGA
Andrographis paniculata is the source of this 2141-nucleotide messenger RNA. Its product is annotated as rho guanine nucleotide exchange factor 8-like. Bases 326 to 1882 code for a protein of 518 amino acids. The record is from RefSeq and is a predicted model, not a curated record. The transcript has 7 exons. Lineage: Eukaryota; Viridiplantae; Streptophyta; Magnoliopsida; Lamiales; Acanthaceae. Gene Ontology annotation, molecular function: guanyl-nucleotide exchange factor activity.